This is a messenger RNA of Anas platyrhynchos (mallard), 4927 nucleotides long. It is a transcript of the gene EMILIN3, whose product is annotated as elastin microfibril interfacer 3. Gene Ontology annotation, cellular component: extracellular matrix. Lineage: Eukaryota; Metazoa; Chordata; Aves; Anseriformes; Anatidae. Gene Ontology annotation, molecular function: protein binding. The record is from RefSeq and is a predicted model, not a curated record.
CAAUUCCCAUCCCAUUUCCCAUCCCCGGUCCUUUUUCCCCCCUUUCCCGAUCCUUUUUUCCCCCCCCCUCCCCUUCCCUUUCCCGGUCCCAUCCCGCCCCGGGACCAUGCGGCGGGCGCUGCGCCGCGGGGCUCUGCUCGCCUGCAUCUCCCUGGGGACGCUGCUGGUUCUCGCUGAUGCUAAGGGGGUUUUCUACCCCCCCGCCGCCCCCCUGCCCUACGGCGGCAGGUACAGCCUCUACACGGCCGGCUCCAGCCCGCAGCUCAGCCCCGGGAAGCCCGUGGGCAAGCACAAGAGCUACUGCGCCUACGUGGUGCAGCGCAACGUCACCUGCGCGCUGCAGGACGGCGCCGAGAGCUACGUCAAGGCCGAGUACCACAAGUGCAGCUGGGGACCCAAGUGCCCGGGGAAAGUGCUGUACCGCACCUUCUUCAGACCCAAAUACAAGAUUGGCUACAAGACUGUGACCGAGCUGGCCUGGAGGUGCUGCCCGGGCUUCCUGGGAGAAGGAUGCCACGACAGCCCCACCGACCAGCCCGGCCUCCUGCCCCAGCAUCCCAGCCCUAAAAUGCCACCCGGGCAGAAGAUGUUUCCGAUCCCCAGAGUUCCUCCCCAUCCAAAAAGCCACCCUGACCUGUUUGCAGGACCCAAGAAGAAUCAAUACGGCAGGAAGCUGCCUGGGCUCUUCGGGGACCGCCUGGAGCGGCUGGAGGAGGAGGUGAGGCGCCUGUCCCAGUCCUACGACAGCCUGCACGCCCUGGUGAGCGGCCUGGGGGACCGCCUGCGCCUGGCCAUCCAGGAGGACACCACCAAGAUGAUCGGCUCGCUGAUGAACAGCCCGGGCACACCCGACUCCACGGUGGGCUUCGGCAUCAUCCCCGACGGCCUGGUGGAUGCGGCGGACAAAGCCGACGUCGCCGCGUUCCCUCCGGUGGGGGAGAUCCUGACCAAGGUGACGGAGGUGAGCGACGUGCUGAAAUCCAAGGCGGAUUUACUCCACGAGGUUCGCGGCAUGGUCCUGGACCACGACGGGCAGAUCAAGCACCUGCUGGAGUCGGCCCGGCCCUCGCCCCUCACCUCCAUCGACCUGCUGGAGGAGUACGUGGACACGCGGCUGAGCACCCUGCGCGGAGAGCUGCUCGACGGCUUCGAGAAGAAGCUGGGCAAGAUCCAGACCACGUGUGAUUUCCGGAUCCAAGAGGUGCGGCAGCAGUGCGAGGAGGAGAAAGCCGCCAACCUGCGGCUGCAGCAGACGCUGGACGGGAAGGAGCUGGAGAUCAAGAAGGAGAUCUCCCAGCUGGAGACCCAGAUCCAAGGGCUGACGGUGGUGGAGAGCUGCUGCAGCAACCUCGACUACCUCACCGAUCGCAUGAACAUCCUGGAGAAGGGCCUCCACAGCAUCUCGGAGUCCCAGAAGAACCUGCACUCACGGAUGGAUGGAGAAAUCUCCACUGUCACCCUGGGGAACCUCUUUGAAGGGCGCUUUGAGGACCUGGAAGCCAGACUCAACGCUACAGAGAGGGAAACAGGGAGCUGUUGCUCCAGCAUAGAGGACAGCAUGAGAGGCACAGUGGUGGCAGAGGUGGAUGGCAUGAGGACUGCCUUUGAGGACAAAAUGCAGACCCUGGAGGACAGGUUCAUGACCAUCGUGGGGGAGCUGAACAACGUCAGUGCUCCCGUGGGCAUGGAUGGAGCAGUGGUGCCCGUGCUGGAGGGGGAGCUCGCUGGCAUGAAGAAGCGCACGGACGAGAAGCUGGAGGUGCUGCAGAGCCGCCUCGUCACGCUGGAGAGCACCUGUUCCUCGGGCUGCACUUCUGCCUCCAGAGACGUGGAGACCUUCCGGACGGAGAUCGAGGACUGCCAGAACAGGAACCAGGACCUGCUCCUCCGGAUGGACAGCAACUACGACCUCCUGCGCAAGCUGAACGCCACCAUCCUGGAGAUCCAGCGGCGAAUAGAGGAGGAGGCGGCGGGGGCUCUGCAAGGAGAGAUCACCUUGCUGAAGAUCAACCUGAACACCGUCAGCAAGUCCCUGACGGGGCUCAAGGACUCCGUCUCGCAGUACUCGGACACCAUGACGCACAUCAACUCCUCGCUGGACGAGCACGAGCGCAAGAUCGAGGACGAGGUUCACUCCAUCCAGGAGAAAGUCAACGACCAAGGCUCGCAGCUCUUCUUCAGCAACCGCCGAGUCCUGAACCUCAAGGGAGACCUGGAGCGACUCAAAGCCCGGAUCGUCAGCGACCUGAGCUCCUGCAGGAGCGUGGCCCAGGACCUGCAGCAGGAGGUGGCACACUUUGACGAGCGGGUGGCGCGGGUGGAGAGGGUCUGCGGCAGGCUGGGCGCCGUCACGGGGAGCCUGGACGGAAUCAGGGACGGACUGGAGAAACAUACAGGCAGCCUGUGGGACUACAUGGACCGUAUGAACGGGACCCUGGCUGCCCACUCUCAGGAAAUAACGGGACUGAAGGACAACCUGCUCGACUGCCAAGCCAAGGUCUCGGAGCUGGCGGAGCAGGUCGGCCACCUGGAAGAGCAGGCGGAGAGGGAGCAGCAUUAGCUGUGCAGAAACGUGCUCCUUGCUCCAUUAACUUAUAUCACACGGACUCCAAGGUGACAACAGGUCUUUGGAUAUUUUUUUAAUGAAAAGAUAAAUUAAAAGCUGCUACGAACCCUUCUUCGCCACCCUCCUCCUCCUCCUUUAUUUUUUUCUGUGUGCUCGCCUCCGCAGCUCGCAGCUGUGCCAGCCCUGCUGGAGCAGGGAGCUGCCUUCGGGGCCGGGGGUGUUGCUUUGGCUCUGGGGCUGAUGACCCCAGAAGGACAAUUCAGGAGGAAGCUGGAGGCGGGGACGUUUUUUAAAUUUUAUUUUUGUGGAUUUGUCGCUUCUUGAAGAAUAAAACCCUGUAGUUGUCAGUUGAGGAAUAGAGCUACUCUGACCUAAAGACCACCUGCAUCUUAAUCCAGGGACUGAACAGAGCCAGGGCUCCUUGCAGGGAACAAAACUCACCACAGGAACUGUGGAUUUCAAAGAAAACACGUACUCACACAGCCCCUGGGGAGCUGCACUCCCCUCUUCGAGAUGGCAGCCCUCCUUGCAUAAGGUAAAUCCAUUUAUCCUGCUCCCUUCUUCACGCAAACGCACAUGCCUUCCAGAGCACGUGAGGAGAUGCAUUAGGAAAACACAUGUGGAUAUGGUACGUGUGUCUGUAGCUCUGAACAAUCCCCUGUCCCAGUGCUCGGCUGAGUGCAGAGCUUGCUCUUGCUGCCCCCUUUCCCUCGCUGUACUUUGAGGAGCCACACGGAGCAGCCAUCAACUGUCCCAGCAGCAUUUGCACGAACCCAGGCGGUCCCUGGGGGCUGCUGUGGUUUGCAGUCCCCCUCCGCUUUGUUUACUUUGCUUUCUGGUUACACCUGGGACUGAUGUGAAGGGUUAUGGAAAACUUGUGUCUUUCCCAAAGACGUGUGUGCGUGUAGGUCUCAGAAGAGACAAAGCCAGGCACGGAGCAGUCUCCUGCCUUCCAGCUCUGGUUCUCUCCUGUUUUACUGCUUAAACUGUGAACGUGGUUUCCCCAACUCAUCCCUGGGCAGGUGAGGUGCAGCUGCUCCAGGACGUGAGUAUGAGGCCUCACCUGCUCUGCCUGGGUUUCCCCAUCCAGGAUCCUGCUUCCUCUUUGCAGUCCUCUGAGUCCCAAGAAUGCUGAGGAUCCAGGAACCUGUGCCACCAUCGAGCUCCCAGCAGGGCAUCUUGAGACGUCCUCUCCUGAGCUCAGCCCUGGGGAAAGGUUGAGCUGUGCUCCAGGCUCUGAGCAGGGCUGGAGGCGGUACGAAAAACCAAAGCAACUUACCCAGCUUCGCUCUGGCUUCCCACAAAGACUGGAGAAUGUUGCUGUGUUCCUGAGCAGUGCCAGCCUUGUCCCAUGGAGCAGGUGCCCGUACUGCGUGGCUGUCUCACCAAAAUCUGCCUUUCCCAGGGAGACCAGCAUGGACAGCCUCCCCUACUCAACCAUCAGGGGCUUUGUUAGCAGAAAGGAUGAAGAGGAAAUUAAAGAGCCUCCUCCUGGCCAGUUCUGGCACUGUUAUAGCAGAGGGAUAUGUUUUCUACCAGCCCAGCACUGCAGGUGGAGGCACCUUCCACACCAGCUCCCACCCCGUGCCAGGAGGUGCCAUGGGAGCAGUGAGCACCAUGCCCAGGGCUGGGCUGAUUGGGACCAUACUGAAGCUGGUGAACCACUUCUCCAGCUGAGGAGCAACCUCCAGCUGCUUUUGGGCAUCCCCAAAAACCUGCUCUUAAACCUGCUCUUAAAUCAGUCUCAGGAGACUGAUUUCUUCCCCCAGCACAGGGGAGGGACCUCAAGCCAGCCCUUUGUGAUGGUGCAGGGGAACCCUCACCAUACCAGCCCUCUUCCUCCUCCUCCUCACACACCAGGGACAAAAAAAGGGCUGUAGCAACCAAAGAGAAAACUGAACCCAGGCCCAGGCUCACCCCCUUCCAGGGGAGCUGGGCAGUCAGGGUUUGGUUAAAAAGCAGCUGAAGAGGAGCACAGAGGGAGCCAGGACUGGUGAUAACAGAACUAGGACAAGGAAGAAGUCUGACCUUCCAGAACAUGGUGCUAUGUUUGGACUAUUCCUGAUUAGUCACUUGAAGAUACAACUUUUAUUUCAGUUCUCAGCUAUCCCUGUUUAAAAGCAAAAGGAACUUUGUAUAAAAUAGGGCAUUUUUUUUUUUUACUUUGCUUGCAGAGAGGGAAGGAGAUACUGCCCACGUGCUCGCUCUUGCCCUGGGCAGCUUUCCGAGGCAGUUGGUAACUGCUGCUGGUAAGAGGCUGUUUUUUUAAAAAAAACCUUGUACAUUUGUUCAGAUUUAAAAGCUGAAAGACUGUUUGUACUGGAAGAGAAAAAAAUAAAGUUCUUGCUGAGGUUUCCAGUA